AUUGCUGCAAAAUGGGGCUACCAGGUGCUCUUUACACCCCCGUACCAUCCCGAGUUGCAGCCCAUUGAACAAAUCUUGGCUGCAAUCAAGAAACCGAUCGCCAGAAGCCUGUGCAGCACAAUGGCCGAGCUGGAGCCGAAGAUCUACCAAGGCAUCAACGGCAUCACACCGAAAACCUGGGUGAAGAUGUACCGCCACAUUCAGAACGUGGAGGAGGAGUACCUGGUGGCGGCGGAGCCGGAGAAUGAG
Messenger RNA from Phytophthora sojae, 249 nucleotides. RefSeq lists its product as hypothetical. The record is from RefSeq and is a predicted model, not a curated record. The transcript has a single exon. Gene Ontology annotation, molecular function: nucleic acid binding. NCBI's taxonomy places the organism in Eukaryota, Oomycota, Peronosporomycetes, Peronosporales, Peronosporaceae. The annotation marks the transcript as partial.